Molecule: messenger RNA, 6854 nt
Organism: Polypterus senegalus (gray bichir)
Lineage: Eukaryota; Metazoa; Chordata; Cladistia; Polypteriformes; Polypteridae
Gene: tspan34b
Product: tetraspanin 35
Exons: 10
Coding region: 4198-4923 (241 amino acids)
Cellular component (GO): membrane
Source: RefSeq, a predicted model, not a curated record
GUCUGCAGAGCUCCCUGGCAAUGCUGGCUCGCUGGAUUCUCUUGUGGAGAAGUUUGGGGUCUCGUUUGUUUUUCUUUUGCCUUUGCCAGCCAACACACAAUCAAUGAUGGGUCCCUGGCAUAUGCCAGUGUGGGUCUGCCUUUCACUGGGAGGGUCUUCGUGGUCAUGUACUGUAGCGGCUUCUUCUUUUAGUAACUGGGGAGACCACAGACUAGGAGGGGUUUGAUUAGAAUCAUUCCAUGUGGGCUGUGAGAUGGCGUCGGCCCUCUGUUGGGACUCCAUUGUGUUGCUUUGGCACUCCGUUUAUUUGAAAUGAUCACCAAGCUGGUUAGCGGGUUGGGCUCCGUGGACCCUCACACCGUCCUGUUCAUGGGUGGGGGCUUCUGUUGUUCUUGGAGUAUCAGAUGAACCCGAGGGGCUUCUGGUUUGAUCACAUGGGUGCACUAGACGUGCAGCUUUUUAAAAUCCUGUGCCUGUUGAUCUCGUGUUUAUUAUUUUUAUUUUUUUGCCAUUUUAACGAAGGCCUGGCUCACUGUUGCCGCUGGCCCUCAGUUUUCUUUUCAGUCUUGACUGACGAACUCGGCCCCCUUUCUGGGUGUUUUUUGAACAUCACGUCUGUCACUUUGUUUGUCCAAUAUGUGAAGGUGUGCAGCGGGGGGCACAGAUCCUCAAGACUUACGUGAAGUACGCUUACAAGCCCCCCAGUCUGCUCUGUGUCUGCAGGGUGUGUGUUUAGACAGUCCAGCCAUCACUCCGGCCUGCCACUUCAUGAAGAAACCAGAAGAAAGACAGUGGUGGGUGGCACCAUUUGCAGGUGGCACUCGUAAGCAAAACUCGACACGCGAGGGGCACAGCAGCUGGUCACUCGGAGUACGUCUGAGCUUUAAGCUACGGUGGAAAAGGGAGAGCCCCCCGACUGGUGGGUCAGUCUACAACAAGUGAAGUGGGCACCUCGAUGGGUAGUCGGUGGUGGUCUUCGUGUCACACGUGAGAAGGUCCAUGCUCUUCCAGAGGCAGGUUUCAAUGUUCUGCUCCCUGCGCAGUUUUAUCUUCAUCACCAGGCUGUGGUGGUCUGUAGUCCAGUCCUGUAGGUGGGCUUCAUCACGGGUGGUGUUCAGUUAACUACCUCUGCCUGCUGGUGGGCACUGAGCUAAGUGUGGCCAGCGCCGUGUGUUGUUGAGGUGGCACAUCUGCCCGUGUGUGGAGCUCAGGAUGUCCAACGAGACCCCAGUCUGAGUCUACAAUUGAUCUGUCAGGUUUACUUUGUGCCAAAUUGGUUUAAUGGUCCGUAAACGAAGGGCGUCGCAUUCUCUGCUUCAGGGGGCUCGGGAUUGUAGGGUCUGGAGAGCAGGACCAGAGCCACCUUUGGAUGACAGACCGGCUGUGCCUUGUUUGGCCCGGGGGGCCGUUCAUCUUUAUAAAAUCUUAACAAGACGACGAGACGAGAGAGCCGCCUCAGUGAGGCCUGUUGACCCGCGCUGGCCCGCCUUGUGUCACACACGGGAUGUGCAGCGUUGUGCACUGCGGCCCACCGUGGGGGUCUUCCUUCUCUGCCACCUUGAAGGAGUUCUCCAUAUCCGUGUUGUUUCUUCACAAACGCGGCUUAUUUGCAUUUGUCCUGUGAAAUUGUGUGUUAAAGUUGACCAUUUUGUCUAAAUUUUAAAAAGUGCAGCACCAGCCCGGCCUUUUCCAUUGAGCCCCAUGAGGCUCGGAUCAUCUAAACGUUCACAGACAGGCCGAGUCGGAGGUCGAGUGUUGAUCUGCGUCUUUGAUGACACGCAUUGUAAAGUACGGUUUGUGUUGUCUUUGAAGAGACUCAGCCGUCUUAAAAAGAAGAGCAGCUGCAGCAGGUGGUGUGUCCAGCAGGAGGCGCCCACUCCCUGUAGAGAUGAACCCGUGACUACGCCUGUCAGUGGACGUCACGCCAUGUGCUGUAAUCUCCAGGCUGAAGAGGAGCCACACGUAUUCGAUAAGCCGAAGUGCCAGGUCUGGGUGGUACGUUGGUCGAUGUGGGCUGUGCUCUUCUCGUCCUCCAGGCCCCAAGUCUCAAUGAUCCGCCCGUCCUGCUUCAGCUCUGGUCUUCCUCGCCGCGCUCCCUCAGCGUUGGUCUUCUCUGGCCGUGACCUUUCACCCCACCUCUCAGAAGACCAAAUCCCAGUGAGCUGCUCCCACCGCCGCGUUGGUUUUGUUUUGAUUCACACAAGCGAACAGAAAACGUGUUGUCACCUCGAGAAAAAGAGGACCGGGAAUGUGCGAUAAAACAUACGGUGGAAAUACGGAAGGCAUUUAUUCUUUUGUCAAAAUUCAUAAAGGACACUUUUCUAAGGUUUUGUGCGUUUAUUUCCAUUUGGAGCCCCGCGCCCCUUAUGCUUCGUUGUGAACCACCAGGACUUAAAAUUUAGAGAAAAUGUUUACCUGUAAAACGCACUUUUGUGUGGCAAAUGCAUGAACACCGUAUUUGUGAAGAAGUAACUUGCUGGCCAAGUCGGUGGGCAGCCCCCCCAAAAGAAGUGUACUGGUGACCAAAGCUGAGUCAACUCGGCCCUCUGUGUUAGAAGGCUCAGUCUAUUGAUGUGGACCCCCAAGUAGCGACGAGACACCACCCUAAGGUGCUUUACAAAUCAGCAAGAAUGUGCCAGCGCAGGGCACAAGGCAGGAACCGUCCCAGUCCAUCGCAGGGCAGACUCGCACAAGGGCCAGUGCACCCACCUAAUCUGCCUGGCCUUGGACCCCCGGGGGCUGCAAACUGGAAGCUCACAUGGACGUGGGGAGGACCCCCCUUUGUGUGAGCCGCCCACCAAAUGCAGCUCUCUGCCUCGUGCAGUUUGACCUCCAUGUAGCCACUAGAGGGCAGCAGACCGUUGCAGUUUGCCUCAUUGGCAGCUGAGAUGGCUUCUCAUUGGCGAAGUGGGGGCUCCCGAGAUGAAAGCAGACAUGGAGACCCUCGGCCCCCACUGUAUGCACAUCCAUUGACUUGUCCAGGAGAUGUAAGGACGAGGAUGGAAGCAGGCGAAGGUCCCACUGCUCAGUGUGUGUGACUUGACCUGAACUCUCGUCAGUGCUUUCUGACUCCUUUUGCUCUGCACAGCUGAAGUGCCAGGAUGUGAUGCAGCAGCGAGUGGACGGCACAGGGCGCCUGUAGAAGUUGGUCAGUGCAGUUGCAGACAUGCAGAACCCUUAAGGAGGUUAGGACAUCGAUGAGCCACCUUAACGUUUGAAAAGCUGAAAGCUGCCAACCUUCUCCAGUGAAGAUGGACCUCACAGCUCCUUGGCUUUGCUAGCAUUCAUGAACAGUUUCCAUCCUGGCAGCUCCUCUCUGAGAGCUGCCCGCUUGGUGCUGAUCCAGACCCACUAAACUGUCUUGACAAUUGCUGUGGAGGAGGUGAUGCCACCCAGAUCUACCCACUUGGAGUUCCAAAAUCCAUUUACAGUGGGUGGCACCGAUUCUAGGAGGUUGGCAACUUUCUUUUGUCUUUAGGCAGGACGGUGGCAGAGGAGGUUUUAUUGUGCAGGUGUGCCAAGUGAGGUGGGGGUCCAACUUGCACCAGUUGUAAAGACUGGUCAGAACAAGCCCAGUUAGAAAUGAUUAAAACAUGGUUGGGGAUACACAGAGUGGUGACUGGGCCAGAAACUGAACCCAAGAAGCAGGCGUCCUGACAGUGCAGGGCAAGAGGACAGAGUGGCGCCCGGCUGGACAUCUGGACUUUGUCAUUCUGCUGCAAUUAAAUCACUAAUGAAAUGCAGACUUGCGCCAGUGUCAUGGCGCUGGGCAUGGUGGGCUCCUCCUGGAGGUUCAUCUUCAUUUGGCCACAUUCUACUUUCACUGAUCCUCCUUCCUUUCACAACUCCAUUCUUCACAGGGCGUCUGCUAGUUGUUUUGUGCUUCUUCUGCUGUGCCAGGCGUGACGCGUGAGCCCCCCGAGAGCUCCUCCCUGCACACGAGUUUAGGCCCCACCCCGCCUACCAGGCUUGGCUUCCCACCUGCGCCAGUUAGACUUCAGUGAGCACAGCACAGGGCACAGCAGGAGGAGACUCAGGUGAUCUUCAGUUCUUGAUGAGCGGUGUAUUGCUGACCUGAGUGCCUGCUUUUCUCGUUUCUCUGGUGAGGUGUGGCAGUGGUAGCCGAACUGAGGAGACAAGUGGAGAAAUCUGAGCAACGCCGACAUCACAGCCAGGAGGAAACAUUGAGAGGAGAAGAUGAGUUGCUUCAGGUUCCUCAAGGGAAUGAUGUUCAUCUUCAAUGGCAUCAUAUUUGUGGCUGGCAUCAUCAUUCUGGCCAUUGGAGUGUGGGUGAAAGUGGACAGCAGCUCAUUCCUCAAAAUCCUAACUAUCAUAAAAGUCGGGGGCCUGAGCCAGAUUAUCAAUGUCGGCUACCUCUGCAUUGCCCUGGGCCUUUUCCUGAUGAUUGUGGGCUUUCUGGGAUGCUGGGGAGCUCUGAAGGAAAACAAGGCUCUGCUCAUGCUGUUCUUCGUCAUUGUCCUUUUGAUCUUUAUAGUGGAGGUCACUGGAGGCGUGGUGGUGCUGGCCUUCUCGUCUUUGGCUGAGGUUCUUGUGGAGGGAAUUGGGGUGGAAGCCAAAAAGAGCAUUAAAAUUGACUACGGCAAAAAUGCAGAUAUCACGAAAGUCUGGGACUCCUUAAUGACAGAGCUGAAGUGCUGUGGAUUUGCGAAUUACGAUGACUUCACUGACAGCCCUUUCUACGUCAGUACCAAGAACUAUCCCCCUGUUUGCUGCUCUAACUCAACCAGCUGCAUUCAGGCCGAUGCUAUGUUAUCGAAAAUUAGUGGCUGCUACCUGUCCCUCCUGAGGUUCUUAAAAGACCAUGCGAUGGUGCUGGGCGGAGUGGCCAUGGGCAUCGCUGGACUGGAGCUGGCUGCUCUGGUGGUGUCAAUGGUGCUCUUCUGUAAAAUUACUCCCAGAUGAGUGGCACAAUACGCCUGAGGAAAACAGAAAAAAACAAUCGUGUGCUUUUAGAUGUCUGUUAGAAAAACUACAAAGGUUAACAUCUAUCAGUCCUAUGCCUUUGUAGGCAUCCAUUAAUAUUCCUUGAUUUUACCAUCCGUUAGUUUCUAAUUAGAGAAAUUAUGGAAAGCUAAAUUAAAUCUAUAUUUUUAUAUCUUAUGAAGUUAAAGAAAACGUUCCGUUUUAUGGAUUGUGAAUAAAAAGUGCGUUGGAGUCGAACAGAUUGAAAAGAAUUCAUGUAAACAUUGCCAAGUAGUGCUGACUUCAGAUGAUGAAUCAGGGCCUAGCUUUAUCCUCCACAAGGUCUCCCUACACCCAACAAAGUGGUCCCAUGGAACGCUACCUUCUGUAUCCCCCAUGAGACACAACCUUUGAAUGUUCUCUGCAUUAUCACCACCCUAACCCCACCAAGAUCCAAGUAUGGUCACCCAAUUUGAAAUGGUUUAGGCAACUUGAGGUGACUCUGGAAUGAUCAUCACUAUGAACCCCUUUGAGAUGCAACAAUAGGAUGCUUUUGGAAACCCACUUUCUAACCAUCUUAAUGAUUUGGCUGUACAAUGUAUUGUGUCGUUUGCGCCAACAUUUGACAUUUCAACUGUGAAAUGUUCUGUGCAACGUGACCAACAAGCACCCAUGAGAUGCCAGCUUUGAAAUGGUCCAUGAGGUAUGGUUAUCCCACCACCAAACCGUUCAACCUUGCAAUGCUUCUUUGCAACUUGCUCACUCAAAUGUUUCAAUGGAAUAAAUCAGUGGAAAGUACGAUCAUCCUGCCACCAUGGGGUGUAACUUUGGAAUGUUAUAUAAAGCAUCAACACCGAGCCUACUGAGAUUCCCCUUCAGAAUGGUUUCAUUGGAUUAGUCCAUGUUUCAGUGGAAUAAUCCAAUAAAAACAGGAUCACCCUGCCACCAUAUGGUGUAACCUUGGAAUACUAGCAUGAUCCCACGGAGAUUCCGCUUUGGGAUGGAACUCUAGGCAUCCUUCAACCAUGGGAUUCAGUCUUGAAAUGUUCUAUGUAAGGAAUUUACAGAGGUGAUACCUUAAACUGUUCAAGGCCUUCUUUUAUUUAGCCAUCAUGAGAUGCAGUUUUGGAAUGCUGCUAUGCAAACUGAUUGCCACAGACAUAAUGAGAUGCAACGUAGAACAGUGUAUCCCAUUAAGGGACAACCUUGCUGUUCUUCAUGGAACAUGAUGACCUUAAACCUGCCGAGAUCCAACAAUGGAACGAUUCAGUAAAAGUAUGAUGAACCUGCCAUCAAGAGUCUUCAAUGAGAUCACAACAAACCCAUAGAGAAUGUUCUAUGUAGCUCAGUGCUGCCAUGAGCUUCACCCUUCGUAUGUUCCAUGCAACAAGGUUGACCUACACCCAUUAAUGCACAGGAAUGUUCCAUGAAAAUUUGGAUCAACUUUAAAAUGUUUUGUGUGGUGUUUUAAUCCCACAUUUGGCAAGAUGCAUCAUUCAACAUACUGUAUGGUCACCUCUCAACCAACAAUAUGAAACCCUACUAUGGCAUGCUCAUCCCAACCCUGUCAUGAAGCAUGUUACCACCUAAAACGAGACGUGCCAACCUUUCAGCAUCUCAGACCCUAUUAAACCAAAUCCUAAGAAAGUUCACUCGUCGUCAUCAACCUCAGAACGUUCCAUAAAGAUUUUGAUUGGCACAUCCACCCCUGCUCUUGCUGAAACAAUCCUGCAAGUCCCCAUGCAAGUUAUGCUCACCACCUUCCUCCUAGAUUUGACUUUACGAAAUUAUUAAAAUAUCAUGUCUAAUUCAUAUCAUCACAGCCUUAGACUUUUCCAAGCCACCAAGCUCCAUUUAGAUGUGAAUUUAAAUUUAAAUCUUAAACACCACCCUUGCCCUGCGGUGGGUUGGUGCCCUGCCCGGGGUUUGUU